Arthroderma uncinatum is the source of this 1281-nucleotide messenger RNA. Its product is annotated as NAK protein kinase. The record is from RefSeq and is a predicted model, not a curated record. Lineage: Eukaryota; Fungi; Ascomycota; Eurotiomycetes; Onygenales; Arthrodermataceae. Gene Ontology annotation, molecular function: protein serine/threonine kinase activity; ATP binding. The coding region runs from base 1 to 1281 and encodes 426 amino acids. Gene Ontology annotation, cellular component: cytoplasm; Golgi apparatus. Gene Ontology annotation, biological process: vacuolar protein processing; protein phosphorylation; regulation of vacuole fusion, non-autophagic. The transcript is spliced from 3 exons.
AUGGCGCAGUACUUCUUCGACCUCCUAUACACAUUCACGGACUGCCUCUGCUGCUUCCCGAGCUCUCCGCAGCUGAAGAUAAACAACCGGAGCUUCAAGCUGCUUCGUCUGCUCGGAGAGGGCGGCUUCUCCUACGUCUACCUGGUCCAGGACAAGAGCACCGACGAGCUCUUUGCGCUCAAAAAGAUCCGAUGCCCAUUCGGUCAAGAGUCCGUGUCUCUUGCUCUUAAAGAAGUCGAAGCAUACGGCCUAUUCACGCCGAACCGGAACAUCAUACACUCGAUCGAUUACUCUGUCGUAACUGAAUCCGGCUCGAAAUUCCGCUCAGACGGGGCAGACGCUGGCUCAAAGACGGUUUACAUCCUGCUGCCGUAUUACCAAAGAGGAAACCUCCAGGAUGCGAUUAAUGCGAAUCUGGUCAACCAUACCACGUUUCCAGAGAAGGAAUUGAUGGUUUUGAUGCUGGGAGUGGCCAAAGCGAUGAAAUGCAUGCAUCAAUAUAAAGUGAAAAGCGCGGCGGCACCAAGAGGAGCUGAAAAUGGAAACGGGUCUACCAAGGGCAGGUCGAGGGCCAAGCCGACCAGACGGACGAGUCGAAGGGCUGAUGACGACGAUGAUACAGAACAGGAACCUUUGAUGGAUGGCGAGGUUGCAAUCAGUCAGGAGGGUGUAGAAGAGGGCGAGUACAGGCCAUAUUCCCACAGGGAUAUCAAGCCAGGAAACAUCAUGAUCGACGAUGACGGAAAGACACCGAUUCUCAUGGACCUGGGAUCCCUCAGCCCUAGCCCUAUCGCAAUCACUUCCCGCUCGCUCGCUAUAGCAGUCCAAGAUACAGCAGCCGAACACAGCACCAUGCCGUAUCGAGCCCCCGAACUAUUCGACGUCAAGACAGGCUCUAUCAUCGACGAAAAGGUCGACAUCUGGUCCCUAGGCUGCACAUUAUACGCCUGCCUCGUCGGCAAGAGCCCCUUCGAAGCCCGCAGCGAAGAAACAGGGGGCAGCCUUGCCAUGUGUGUGCUUGGUGGAGAUUGGCGCUUCCCGGACGAGAAGAGCGGGAAUACCGACGCGGCCAAGGGGAAGGCUAGAGUACCUUCUCAGGACGACCCGGCAGGCCCAGGGUCAGCAGGGAGUGGAGGUAUAAGCCCACCUGUAAAGGAGCUGGUCAGACGCUGUUUACGGGUUGAGCCUGCUGAACGGCCUGAUAUCGAUGAGCUGAUAGCACUUAUCAAGGAGACGAUACAACAACUUCCCGAUGAACCAGGAAUGGCUUCUGGUGUAUAA